Messenger RNA from Bacillus rossius redtenbacheri, 3594 nucleotides. It is a transcript of the gene wfs1, whose product is annotated as wolframin. The record is from RefSeq and is a predicted model, not a curated record. Gene Ontology annotation, biological process: calcium ion homeostasis; endoplasmic reticulum unfolded protein response. Bases 426 to 2978 code for a protein of 850 amino acids. Gene Ontology annotation, molecular function: protein binding. NCBI's taxonomy places the organism in Eukaryota, Metazoa, Arthropoda, Insecta, Phasmatodea, Bacillidae. Gene Ontology annotation, cellular component: endoplasmic reticulum membrane. The transcript has 8 exons.
CAGGUGUUAUUUUUUGCUUAUUUACGUGUGUCAACUGCUUGAAAACUUCAAAUUUGGAAAAUGGUUUAAUUAUAUAGUAUUUUAAUGGUUUACAUUUUGGUGACAUGCAAUAGGUCGGACACGGGAUUGUUCCUAGACGUAGUCAUGAGUUAUGAAUGAUUGCCUGUAGUACAGUGAUAUUUUUUAUUGCUUGUUUUUCAUAAACUAAAAAUACCUUAUAAGGGCAGAUGGCGGGCGUAGUGCCUGUAUCCACCAAACCACCCGGUCGGAAACAGUGGACAUUACAUGGUAAACGAAUACCUAUGUUACGGGUUGUGUAAAGUAGUUGGUGUGGCUCGGACGUUGUUUCAUGCGGAACCAAUGCUUGGAUGUCGAAGCCCUUCAGUAAUAAUUGGUGUGCGGGGUCUUAACCCUUUUCUUGGGUGAUGAAACGAAUUUCGCCUAAAACAAUGAAUUGUUUAGACGGCCCACGGGGCUCCUUGCGGAGACUGCGGAGUCAGCUCGCGGAGGACGGCUGCCCGGAGUCACAAGUGGUGCUGGCCAAGCAACUGUUGGAGGAGCAAUGCGAAUUGGAUGGAGACCGUCAGGAGAAUGCUCGGCUUGGAGUGUAUUGGCUCAUCAAAGCUUCCGAGCAAGGCAAUGUCGAAGCAACCAGCAUUCUGAAGCAGUGCCUGGAAACAGGACAAGGAAUAAGUGAACACAACUACCUGGAUGUAAAGAUGUGCUUGAACAUGUCUCAAGAUGAGAAGCUGGCACGCAGGGCUGCUAGAGAGAUGUUUUCAAGCCUGUCGGCGGGCCAGGACUACAUAACCACGGACCAGCUGGAGCGACAGAUUCGCCUGAGCGAGAGAAGCAAAUUGGAGGUCGGUCGCCGGUCUCGGGCUCAGUUGAAGUCUAGCGAACCCUUGGGUGAUGCAGUCGAGGAUGAACUAGCUUCCGCAGAUGCGGACGACAUUUGCGAGGAGGAGGCACCUGAAGUGUGGACCCUGCGAGGGGAGUACUCGGGAGAGAAGCUGACAGAGGACCACCUGGUGUCGGCGGCGGUGAGCUACGCCCAUGGCGAGCUGCCUCUGGUGCACAGAGUGCUGGCGCUCUCCGGCACGAGCCGGCAAGAGGCACAUUUCCUCCAGAGGCUCCUGCUGCAUCCUGUUGCCUCCUUCCAGGCCGCCUUUUGGGACCUGGUGGCAGGCGUGGCCAGGCGCGGCACGCCCUUCCUCUCCUCCCUCGGCCCCAUCACCCGGUCCCACCUGCACACCCUCCUGCUGCUACUCGUGUACUCGCUCUUGGGUGCCGACAGCAUCAUCCUCCUCCUGCCCAUGGUGCUGUACCACGCCUCCUUCUGCGUGAUGGUGGUCGCGACGCUCCAGAUCCUCCACAGGCGGCACGAGUUCCAGGACUUCCGGGUGUGGUCGCGCCUCUUCCUCGGCUACAGCGGCGGUGGCCUCAACCCCGACGAGGCAGAGUUCCAGUACUGCCGCAGCAGCCUCAAGCCCUACGGCCACUUCUUCCUCGCGCUGCUGGCGAACCUCGUCCUGUACCCGCUGGUCGCCCCUCGCUGGACGCCGCAGUCCGAGUUCACCGUCGUGGCAUUCCUGCUCACCUUCCUCACUCUGUACGCCUUCAUGGACCGCCGCUGGCCACCUGACUUCCUGGCCCUCUUCUCCUUCGCCGUCCACGUCCUGGCCAAGUACCCCUACGAGAGCGACGCCGUGGUGCGGCAGGGCUGGCGCUUCCUGGACGUGCGUGCGCCCACGCUCGCCUCCUACGUGGUGGGCAACGGGGUCGAGUUCUGCCUCAACUUCCGCGCCGUCUUCUACCUGGUGAUCCCCGCGGUGCUGGUGCGCAUGGCGGCCCGCGACGGCUGGCGCGGCAUCUACAAGACCCUCGUCCCGCACUGCGUCACCCUGUCGUGGUGGCAGCUGGCCGUCAUACUGUCGCAGGGGGCGACGUGGUACGGGCUGGUGCGCGGGGCUCUGGCGCUGGUGGGGCUGGUGUUCUUCCUCCCGCUCGCCGGCCUGGCCACCCUGCUGCUGCCCGGGGCCGCCGUCCUCAAGUAUCUGUUGGAUUCCAAGAUGGUGGUCCUGGCGGUGGUGGCAACCGUGGUGGCUGCGGUGCCGGUACUGCUCACGUGGUACGCGGACGUGCAGAGGCGGCGGCGGCGACGCGGGGCGCACUUCCUCGACCGGCUGACAACUUUGAUCCAGGUGGCAUUUGCGGUGCUGGCGGCCCUGUUCCUGGCCCAGUCGCUGGCGCGGGACCUGGGCGCAGAGGCGGGACCUGACUACCAGCAGCCGGGGGCGACCGCCCUCGGCUGGGAGCAGUACCAGAACCACUGCCACCAGCCGGCGUGGGAGCAGGCGUCGAUGGGCGCCGCGCAGGUCCGCUGCGCCCACCUGGCGGGCGUGCAGGUCGCCUGGGAGGGCUACGUGGCGGACGUGCGCGUGGGCAGUGUGCGCAACACGCUGGAGGCCGUGCUGUCACGGCUGCCCGGCGCCGUGCGGGACGCGCUGGUGUGCUGGUUCGGGGAGGAGUACCGCCGCGACUGCCUCGUGGGCGACUCCUGCCGUGUGGCAGAGAGGCUGAAGCUGCAGCACGCCCGCUGCCACCUGGAGGCCUGGAACAGGUACGAGUUCGAGAUAGCGGUGAAGAUGAAGUCUGGCAUGUGGGGGUCGGGCGCGGUGGUGACGCUGGUCGCGGACGACUCGUUCCGCAACUUCACGCUGGCGCUGCGCACCGGGGACCGGGUGUGGUUCUCGGGGGCGCUGUUCAGCGGGGCCGCGCCGGAGGCACUCCUGGGGGGCCCCAAGCCCCGGGUCCAGCUGGACGAGAUCGGCUGCCUGGGAUGCCACGGCGGCGAGCUGCCGAUACACAAGAGGAAGCCUGCCUCGACGGGGACGACCACGCUCGCGGGGUACCUCUACGCGGGGCUCAAGUCUGUCCUCAACUUCAUGUUCAACCCUCUGGUGAUAUUCAGGUAGACUGGUCAUGUGCUCUAACCAACACUUAACUUUGUGAUAAGUGCGUUGUUUGAUAUACAUUUUUGGGACACCAAAGGAGUGUCAUCAUGACUGAACAAGGUAUUUAAAGCAUUUUAUUUAAAAAUAAAAUAAUUUUGAUUAUUAGGGUGUCUACUAAUAUAAAAAUAGGGGAAUCCUUGAGGAGAAGAAAAAGUGCAUUUAUAGAAAAAAUACAAGUUUUUGUGGUAUUUCUGAGAAAGAAUAAUAGUUUCUUGCAAACUAAGAUUCCUCAUCAAUUUAAGAGUUGAGUGCAAACCAUUAAUUAUCAGACAUGAACUAUUUAAAAAAAGAAAUGAAACUAAUUAAUCAUAAUCAGUGUACUAUUCAAAUCUUUAUCCUGGGAAAAAGAUUAAUAACUUAGUUCAUGGCUGGACACCCUGAUUAUGUUUGUAGUAAUUGUGUUGCAUUGCACAUUCUAAUAAAACAAUGUGCCUUACAUGUUACUUAUGAUCUAGUAAAAUAAUUUAUUCUGUGAAUGUCACCUUUUAGGCACUGAUGUUUUUGUUCCUUUAGAUGUAUUUUUUAUUGUUAAAUCCAGGCAUGUUUGUUGUGAUCAUUAAACUACAAUAUUCAUGUA